Gadus chalcogrammus (walleye pollock) is the source of this 2852-nucleotide messenger RNA. RefSeq names its product collagen type XXIII alpha 1 chain a (gene col23a1a). Lineage: Eukaryota; Metazoa; Chordata; Actinopteri; Gadiformes; Gadidae. Bases 2 to 574 code for a protein of 190 amino acids. The transcript has 10 exons. The record is from RefSeq and is a predicted model, not a curated record.
GAUGAUGGCCCAGCCCGGCCCUCCAGGACCGCCCGGCCCCCCGGGGUACAUGGGACACCAUGGAAUGCCUGGUCCCAAGGGUGAACCUGGAGAGGCGAUCAGAGGAGAGAAGGGCGUGGCUGGAGCACCUGGACUGAGUGGGUUGGACGGCCUCCCGGGUCCGUCUGGGCCGGCAGGAUUAGUGGGGCUCCCAGGUGCCAAGGGAGAAAAGGGGAAGUUAGGAGAGCCCGGAAUGGAUGGUUUUCCAGGUCUGCCGGGAGGAAAAGGCGAUCGGGGCGAUAGAGGAGACAAGGGGGACCGGGGGACAGUGGGGAAGCGAGGGCUGAAGGGGCCUAAGGGCGAGCAGGGCCCCCCGGGACUGGACCAGCCCUGUCCUGUGGGUUGUAACGGACCCAAAGGCCUCUCAGAUGGGGCCGCUCUCUCUGAUCCUUCCCCUCCUCUUCCUCCUACGGCCCCCGGCGCCCCCGGGGGCCCCUGUCCUGUGGGCCAAGAUGGACUACCAAUACAAGGUUGCUGGCACAAGGAGGAGAUGGCAAGGCAGAAGCUUAAACGCAAGCGUCUCUCUCAGCCCUGAACAGGAGAGAGGGUUCCUAGGGGGGACAGGAAGGAGACGUAGAUGGACAAGAGAGCAUAUGGGACUACACUGCCCUCUGGGAAGCAGAGAAAACCAUGGAAGGCCUUUUGUGGCACACGCAACACUCAGAUCCGCUGUGACAGACAUUCACCAGGAGGGGGUGCCAGAAUACACGCCAUAUCCGCAUUCAUCGUAGGAGGUCGCCAGCACCCAUGUCUGUUACGAUAACGUUUACCAGGUGGCGGUAAAACAGCUCUUUGCUCUGGGUCAUUGAGGUCACUGGCACAUACAGAGAGGAUAAACCAAGUAGAAUUUAUUGAACGUGUUGUUGCUAAUCUAUUGGUUUAUGCAUUUACAGAUUCAGUUGAUUGUGGAGAUCCACUGUGAUGCUGUAUGUCAUUCUUACAGCGUAUAUUACAUGGUCUCUUUAUCUUUGCAAACCAAAAACCUUAAGCUAUUCUAGUUAUAUUUUAUUUAAAAUAAAACAGUCUUUGACAUUCUUUACAUUCAACCUGGCCAUAGGUUUUUUUCUUCUUUAUGACUUUUUGACAGUUCUUGCAUUUGACUUGUGGUGUUUUGUAUUGUUUAGUUUCAUUCUUAUCGACUCAAGUAACAUGUUGCAUUCCUGUGCAUUUAAGUUUUUGUAUAGAAUGCUCAAAAUUUGUAUUUGAGUGCAAGCCAGUACUGAAGGAACCAUAUACAGUAAUUAGAACGAUGCAGAAGUGUGUUGGCUCUAAGCAGAUCCAUUGUUUGGUUAAUUCUUCUCCUUCUUCCUUUUUUUGCUCAAAAUAGUCUUGUAUCAAAUGCUUGUCAGCCAAGUGUUAUGUAUUUUCAUUGACCUAUCUCUUAAUCAUAGGUUAAAACGUGUUAUAUUGCCAUGGCUUUUGAUCACCAAAAUAAUUGCUUGCCAUGUUUUUGUGAGAAAAGUUGUCGGUUUAUAAAGACAUAAAUAUUAUUAUUACACACUCUGAUACACAUUCUUAGUGUGUCUCUAUUUAACUCUUUCACACACAGUGAAACACACACACUCCCACACACAUACAUGCUCUCUGGGAAAUUAAAACAAAGAGGGAUUGCAGCAGGCUAGUACUCAAGAGUUUUCAAGGCUCUUGUACAAACAAGACGAAUGUUUGAAAUUGCUUUUUUUUCCCUGUCCUUUUUGUUGAUACUUAAAGAUGAUUACAUUUGAAUUCAUUCAUAGACAUUGUUUGAAGGUAUAAACUAGUAUGUGUUUACUAGAUUAACUUCCGUUUCGGGAUUGAGGUCAGUUCUCAACUAUUGAUAGGAAAGAUAUAUAAUUUGAUCAGAACAUUUACAGAAUUUGUUUAUUACCUGGACAUAGUUGACUACAGUGAAGCAACCACAGCGCCUUAUUAAUGGUUAUUUAUGUUUAUAAUGAUUGGUUAGAGUUAAUUACUCAUGUUUGUUUUUAUUUUAAAUACGAGUAAGUAAUUGUAGAUCGAUUUCUCCAGCAAUACACAUAGAUUUUGAUAUCUAUUGGCCAAUUCUAUUUUUGAUUGCAUAAUUCUUCAAAUAAUGUUUUUGUGUGGCAGGGUAAUUGCUAUAGCUACAAGCUAAAAGCAAGGUCAAUUGUAAAAUGGCUUCAUUGCGAAACAGCAAACAUCCCAGAUAUGAUCAUCAAAAUGACCUUCAGCAUGCUUGGUAAGUCUAAUCAAGACUUGUGAAUCAAAAGUGACGGAACUACCAUUAUUAAAAAGUCCAUAUAGGUUAACCAAAGCAAUUGAUCUUACUGUGUUUUAAAGAGUUAUCAGAUAUUUUCUGAUUUGUUUGAAUUGCCGAUUCAUCACCAACUUUGAAUGUGUAGCAUACCAUAUUCUGGAUAAGCCAAUUACAUGCAACUGAAAGUCAUGGCAUGCUGAAUUAGAAUUAGGAGUGGAAAUGGAGUCAACAAUUCAGUAACUUCUUAAUGACAGUUGUACAUGCCUGUUUGAUGGGAUUCUGAUAGCUAUCUGUCACCUACAUCGUUAUGUGUUUAUUUCUUUAACAGAUUCUAUCAGAGUACCUUCAGUGGGCCUAUAUGCAUAGCAGCAUCUGAUAAGACUUUAUUAUAAACAAUUUCAGUAUUAUUUUUUGACUUGUACGUUUAUUUGUUUCUGAAUGGAUGUAAAAGUAUUGAGCUAUUUUUGUAAUUAAUCAACUUUGCUUAACGAACAUUCUGGUCGACUCAACAUGUAGACUGAAAUUAAUAAUCCCUUGUCUAAAACAGUUUGUGUAUGGAAUAAAGAAUUGAGUUAAAUAACAAAACAUGUUUCUAUAA